Messenger RNA from Chara braunii, 1520 nucleotides. The record is from the annotation of a GenBank genome assembly. NCBI's taxonomy places the organism in Eukaryota, Viridiplantae, Streptophyta, Charophyceae, Charales, Characeae.
CCGAGAAACAAACACAGUGAUGGGUCUCUGCGCAACUGGCAAAACAGGGAGUACAAUCCAGAUAGAGCGCCUAGGGAAGCGGUAGUGCCCGAACGUUGAAGGCGAACAAUCCAGAGAGAGAGACGAUGUACAGGACAUGAGCGAGAACUUUGUUGUGAAAGAAACGCUCUACGACAGCGUGGCGCAAGAAUUGCGUGACAACGGCACUGAGGAAGAGGAACCUAGUGACGACGAUGAUGAGGAGGGCGAAUCGAGCGACGACGAUGAUAAGGAGGAGGAAACGAGCGAGGAUGACGAUUCAGAAGACACAGACUCUGAGGAUGAUGAAGGGAAGAACGAGUCGGGAAUUGAUGUCGACAUGUUCAAGAAGAGUCUAUCUGGAGAACUUUUAGGAGAAGCGAAGCAGAUAAUAGCACAGGAGGUGAGAAGAGGACUGUACAGCAAAUCAAGCAAGAGUGAGAAACCUCCUUACAACUUGGGAAAACGCGGCAGGAACGUACGUGUGUACAACAAGAAAGCUAACUACCACGUGAACAUGAAGAAUGUCGAACUAGUUCUGAAGGAAGAUUGCUGCAAGGCCAACUGUUACAAGAAGUUCACGGCGGUAGAUGUUUUCUACAAGCGUGAAGAAUUUUGGGCGAUGAAACAUUCUGAGCAACUCAACUUCUUUCUCGCAGAGAUGAGGGUUGCGUCAUACUUUUCGGAUGAGGGAGAUUUAGAGGUGUUAAGAGUGACGUUCAACGGCGUAAAGGUUUGCACAAAAGCGUGGGGAAAGCUGUACGGGUGCUCGACUACACAAAUGUUUGACAAGGCACUAGAGAAGCACCGGUUAAUGCAAGCAGAAGAGAGACAAAAACUCAGUAAGCAUCGCUACAAGGCUUCAAGUCAUCCGUCAGAGUAUGUCGCAAUGAUCAUUGAUGGGAUGGAUCAGAGCAAGACUAUACUGCCACACUUCACUAGGGUUCCAAAGGAUUCGAAACUAAAAGAAGGGAACUUUGUGAAAGUUCACGUGGUUGGGGCUAAGGUGCUAGGGCUCUCAUCGAACGCCUCUGCAACUGUUUUCUUUGACAACUUCAAAUCAGAUUCUAAUUGCAUGCUAACUGUUCUUCAUCGUCAGAUUUCUCAACUUCCGGUACCAUUUUUUAGAGUCCUUUAUCUUACACUUGAUAACACUUCAAAAGAGAACAAGAACAAAUUUGUGUUGUCAUAUCUCGUGUUCUUGGUGAAAAUGAGAGUGUUUAGUAAAGUUAAGUUAAACUUUCUUCUUUUAGGUCUCACACACGAGGACAUCGACCAGAUGUUCAGCUGUUUCUCGAGAAAGCUGGCUGCACAUGGUGCGUUCGAUCUUCCUGAGUUGCAACACGUGAUUAGGGAGUCGUACAAGGUAGAACAAGAUCAUGGUGUGCACGUUGAGGAGAUGACGGAAACAAUGGACUGAAAGUUGUACGUUCAGGAUCAUCUACAUAAUGUCAAUGAUAUUAGCGUCAACCAACAUUUCCGAAUCAAGCGCAACGACAACG